AUGGCUGUCAAUUUUGAAGAUGAUGACAAGUUGCAACAUUGUAGUCUUCUUGCUACUAGAUCAUUAGUACAAAAGAAAGAGGAUCCUAGAGUAUUUACUAUUCCAUGUACUAUUGGUAUGUUGCGUUUCACAAAGGUCCUAUGUGACUUUGGUGCUAGCAUUAAUCUGAUGCCACUGUCUAUAUACAAAAAGUGGGGCUUAGGAGCCCCCAAAGCGACUGCAAUGCGGUUACUUAUGUCUGAUCAAACUAUGAAGAAACUGAUUGUGGUGCUUCAAGAUGUCCUUAUGAAAUUUGAGACGUUUGUCUUUUCGGUGGACUUUUUGAUACUAGAUUGUGAAGUUGACUUUGAGGUCCCCAUCAUCUUAGGGAGACCAUUCCUUGCUACAGGAUAUAUGAAGCAUGAAAGUGAUCUUAAGUCGGUGUCGGUAGUGAAUCAUAUUGUUGAGGAAGAACCAGAAGUGUCUAUUGAAGAGAGGUUGGGUGUUGAAGCACGACUGGCUGAAAUGAAUACAAGGUCUAACCCAAGGAGAGUGGAAACAGAGAUUGUUAAUGAGGGAGUUCCUCCCAAAGGUGAUCAAGGUCCUCAAGGUGACCAAGUGCCUUAA
Solanum verrucosum is the source of this 606-nucleotide messenger RNA. RefSeq lists its product as uncharacterized. The transcript is spliced from 3 exons. NCBI's taxonomy places the organism in Eukaryota, Viridiplantae, Streptophyta, Magnoliopsida, Solanales, Solanaceae. The record is from RefSeq and is a predicted model, not a curated record. The coding region runs from base 1 to 606 and encodes 201 amino acids.